AUGGCGGCUCUCUCCGCGUCUUCCGCUCUGGCUGUGUCCAGACUUACAUCUCUUCCAUUGGCGCAUUCUUCAUUCUCCCCGCUGCGUUCAGCGGGAAAAGCUCCGCGAUUCACUUUCCGCGUACGCGCAGACGCGUCAGGGGGGGACGCGGAACCCGUGGUCGAGAAUGCGUCUUCCGCGGGAUCCGCGGAAGCUCCGCCGAAGAAGAAGACGAUUCGGCGGGUGAAGAAGCCGGAAGGCGGAAGCGCGGCGGAUGAUUUGUUGGCGCCGGGGAGAUCCGUGGAGGAGCGCGGUGUGACUGUAGAGGGCGUGGCUAAAGUGGAUCGCGGAGAAAGCUCGUCCACGCUCGCUCGCGCGCUCCUCACCGCGGGCGGAGACGCGGCGGUGCUCAUUCUCUUCGCAUACAUUGGCAGAGCCACGCACGUGUCUGCCGCAAUCGACUGGGAGCUCAUCAAAACAGCCCAGCCGUUCCUCGCUGGUUGGUUCAUCUCGGCCAUCAUAUUCGGCGACUACAGCGUUGGGAGGCCUCUGCCCGCAACACCAGGAGAUGCUGCCAAGGAGGCAGGGAAGACGUGGGCGCUGGGCGUGCCGCUAGGCAUUGCGUUCCGUAGUCUCAUCAAGGGCCAGCCGCCUCAGCUGCCGUUCCUAGCAGUCGCCAUCGUCAUGACCUCACUGCUCAUGCUCGGUUGGAGGGCUGCCCUCGCUGCGGCUCUGCCUGGAGAUGGCGGGGAGAAGUCCAAGGUGGACCGCAAGGGGAGCGUGUUCGAGCUGCUGGAGACGCUGCCCUUCCUAGCAGUCGCAAUCGUCAUGACUGCAGUUUUCAUGCUCGGUUGGAGGGCUGCCCUCACUGCGGCUAUGCCUGGAGAUGGCGGGGAGAAGUCCAAGCUGGACCGCAAGGGGAGUGUGUUUGAGCUGCUGGAGGUGAGGUGGUUUCGCUGUUCAGUAGAGGAGAUAGUUGCGCAGUCCCCUCGUCCCUCCCUUCUGGCACAUCCCCUCUUCUUAGAAGCUUCUUUUGGCGGUGGUGAGGUGAUAGGUGGUCCUAUGGCAGUGUGGGCUGAAGGAUUUGAGAACCCCGUAGGUUCGGGCAAUGGGGCCGACACGGCGCACGCGAAGAGACUGAUAGCCGAGCGUGCUCGCGCUGACGCGGAAAAGGCUAGAGCUGCGGCGGAGGAGAGGCGCGCGGAGGCUGUGAAAUUACGCGUCGAGGCGGAAGUAAAGCUGCAGGCGGCGGAGGAGAAGCGAAGGUUGGCGGAAGAAAAGCGGAGGAUCGCGGAGAAGGCCAAAGAGGAGGCGCAAGCUCGGCAGGCGGAGGCGGAGAGCGCGCAGGCGGAAGCGGAGAGGAAGGCGGAGGCAGCAGCGCGGCGGAAAGCGGAGGCGGCGGAAGCGAAGGAGCAGGCGAAUGCGGCGAAGCAGCGCGCGGUGAGUGCGCGGGAGGAGGCAGAUGCGAAGAGAGAGCGCGCGGAGCAGGCGAAGGCGGAGGCUGAUGAGAAGAGGGAGAAAGCUGCGCAAGCCAAGGCAGAGGCAGACCGGAAGCAGGCUGAGGCAGAGCAAGCGAGGGAGACAGCCGAGGCUGCGAGAGCGAAGGCUGUGAGCGGGAGGGAGGUUGCGGAGACAGCCCAGCGGGAGGCGGAACUGGCGAAGGAAGAAGCGGAGAGGGCGAGGGGCGAGGCGAAGCAGGCUCAGGAGAAGGCGGAGGCUGCUCGGGCUGCUGCGGAGGGGAAGAGGGAAGAGGCGGAGAAGGCGAAGCAGAGCGCGCGGGCGCGACUGGAGGAGUCUGUGGCGCUGAAAGAAAGGGCCGCGGAGGCGAGAGCUGCGGCGGAAAAGGAGCACGCGGAGCUGGAGAGGCGGAAGGGCGAAGCAGAGAGAGCGCGGGAGAAGGCGGAGGCGCAGCGGAGGGAUGCUGAGGAGAAGAAGCAACACGCUGAGAAGGCGAAGGAGGAGGCGGAUCGGAAGAGGAGUGAGGCGGAAAAGGCGAAGGAGGAGGCUGGGAGGGCGAAUCUGGAUGCGGAGAGGGCGAGAGAGGAGGCGGAGAGGAGGAAGGAGGAGGCGGAGGGGAAGCGGGGUGAGGUGGAGAGGAAGCAGCAGGAGGCGGAGAGGUUGAGGGAGGAGGCGGAGAAGGGGAGGCUGGCUGCGGAGCAAGCGAGAGUGCAGGCGGAGCAGGCGAGGGAUCGGAAGGAGCUAGAGCUGAAAGCUGCGGCCAACUGA
This is a messenger RNA of Closterium sp. Naga37s-1, 2205 nucleotides long. NCBI's taxonomy places the organism in Eukaryota, Viridiplantae, Streptophyta, Zygnematophyceae, Desmidiales, Closteriaceae. The record is from the annotation of a GenBank genome assembly.